GAAUCAAUCACACACACAGGGCAGUCUUCACAGGGAGACAGAUAAGACAUGAUGAAGGAUUUCUCUCUGUCCCUGCUUAGUCGUGGGUGUGGGCGAUUAGUCUCGUCAAACGGAAACACAGGGAGGCAUGAUGGUCGGCUGGACGUCUGCUUCACACCACAGGAUUACUUUAUCUGGAAGUCCCGGGACUCUCUUCUGCGGUUGUCCAACAGCGGCCGCCAGAUUGUGAAUGAAGAGUCAGCCCUUCCAAAGACUUACAGCACCCGUCGGGGCCAACUUCAACUCUAUUCCCAGGACUUGGUUACCAUCGAAACCAGCGCAGUGACCAGAGAUGGAAAGCAGAAAGUUGUACGGCGAUACACUCAACAAGACAAGUCGCAGUUGAGCACCCUCAAGGAAUUAACUGCAGCCAUUUUGAGUUACAGCAACAGCCAGUACACCUCCUCCAGACUCGGUCCACUUUUCCUUCCUCCUCUUCAUCAUCGCCCUCUUGCUCCAGACCUUCAUCAUCCCAUUCCUCCGCCUCUUUGCACGAUACAAGUGCAGCCAAGUCAAGAGUUGCUUGGACAUUUGAACCCUGAGUGGCUUCCUGCCGAGGGAAUAACUGAAUUCCUGGGGAACCAACCUGAAGUUAAAGAGGAGGGGCAAGGUAUCAAAAAAACGGUCCGGUUGGAUCUGUUCCUCCAGAUACCCUGCAGAGACAAGACUUCACAGGUGCAACCCCAGGCCUGGGUUAACGUUUCAGCCAUGACCCCCGAAGAACUAGAAGAACCUCAGACUUAUCUAGACAUGAGUCGGCAGCAUGCUGGAAGUUCACAGCACAGUACAGGAGGGGAGCACCAUCAUUCAAACAUGAACUGGCUCCAUGAUAUGGCAGAUGAUCCAGGCUCCAUUCAAGACAGUCUCAAGACUCAUGAUGAACGCAACUAUGAAAGAUCGAUAAGGGGGAGCAGACAUGGCAGGAUAGGCCUGCUUCCUCCUCUGACAGUGGGACAAUCAGCUAGCCAUCGACCCUGCUUGGAGAACACCGCCAGGCCGAAAUGGGAGGGCGCCAGGACUGAUGAACACCACACUGCACACUGCCUUCCUCCCAUAGCAGAAAGUCGCACCGUGAAAAUACUCCAUCAGCAGCCUCGGUUCCUCCCGCUGCUGUUUCCUGAAAAGGAGGGUAACAAAGACACAUUCUGUUUCUCAUCUGGACCAUAUAUCUAGUUUAAAACAUAUCCAGGCCUUGGAA
Notothenia coriiceps (black rockcod) is the source of this 1237-nucleotide messenger RNA. RefSeq lists its product as uncharacterized. Lineage: Eukaryota; Metazoa; Chordata; Actinopteri; Perciformes; Nototheniidae. The record is from RefSeq and is a predicted model, not a curated record. The transcript has 9 exons. Bases 49 to 1212 code for a protein of 387 amino acids.